GGGAGUGUCAAAUCUACAUAUUCUCUCUCUCUGAAUUCACAGGAUAGACCGUUUGCUCCGCAGAUUCGACUCAAUCGCCGAUCUUUAUUACUCGCUGCUCCUCUUCUCACCAUCCCCUUUCUUUCCAAUCUAUGUCUCUUCUCAUGUUGUAGUACUACUAAAUGUUUCAGAUUUUCAAGGACAGAUUUUACCUUGAUUAAGCUUUUUACUCUCCACACCCCCCAAAUGGAGGAUGACACAUACUCCACCCUUCACAAUGGUACUCAUAUUGAUGGCAAAAUCCUCCAAACAUUUCAAAAAAGCUUUGUUCAAGUCCAAAACAUAUUGGAUCAAAACCGAGUACUGAUCAAUGAGAUAAACCAGAAUCAUGAGUCUAGGAUCCCUGACAACCUCAGUAGGAAUGUUGGUCUUAUUAGGGAGCUUAACAACAACAUAAGAAGAGUGGCUGAACUUUAUGCAGAUCUUUCAACUUCCUUCGCCAAAUCCAUUGAUGUUUCUUCUGAGGGAGAUUCAAGCGGUGCUGUUAAAUCAGACGGUAAAGCCACUCACAAGCGACACAGACCUCUUUAGACACUUUUUUUUUUUUUUUCAUUUUGCUUGGUGGUUAGAGAAAAAAAAAGGUUCUGUAGCUGUUUGUAUUACAGAAAUUUCUUCACUUCAUUAAUUACUUAUUGCUUACAUUUUAAAUAAAUAUAUGUAUAUGAUUUUCACCAUUCCUCUUA
This is a messenger RNA of Cicer arietinum (chickpea), 722 nucleotides long. NCBI's taxonomy places the organism in Eukaryota, Viridiplantae, Streptophyta, Magnoliopsida, Fabales, Fabaceae. The record is from RefSeq and is a predicted model, not a curated record.